UCCCCCCCUAAUUGCUUAUGAAGUGCCCCUUUCCUUGACACGAUUUCACUCUCACAAGUGCAUGCAAAUGCAACUUUCGAAUUUGCAACCAGCUAGCCCCACCCCUCAAUGAUGAAAAAGAAAAGACGAAGCUUUUUGUCUUGUGCUUCUCACUUCUUAGAUCCUAGACACCUGACAUCUUUUUUCUCUUGCUAUAAAACCCUUCCUCUCCCCACCUUCAUAUCAUGCAUUCUCACCCCUUCAAUCACCAUAAACAACUUUCUCUGCCUAAUUCUCUCCCACUUCACCUCUUUUUCUCUCUUAACUUUUACUUAUAAUGGACAGAAACCAAUCCCGCAGGCAGGUUGCUGCAAUGAAACAGUCCCUCUUUGAUCAGGGGUUACUUGAUGAACAGUUUAUCCAACUGGAAGAAUUGCAGGAUGAUGCAAAUCCUAACUUUGUUGAAGAAAUUGUGACUCUUCAUUACCGUGAUUCGUCGCGGCUUAUCUCAAGCAUAGAGCAGGCUCUCAAAGAGAGGAACCCUCUGGAUUUCAACAAGCUGGACACACUUAUGCAUCAGUUCAAAGGAAGCAGCUCAAGCAUAGGAGCCAAAAAGGUGAAAACAGAGUGUAAUCUGUUCAGAGAAUAUUGCAGGGCAGGAAAUGCAGAAGGAUGCAUGAGGAGCUUCCAACAACUGAAGAGAGAAUAUGCAGCACUGAGAAAGAAACUUGAAGCUUAUUUUCAGCUAGGCAAGCUGGACCCCAGGAAACAGCAUGUCGCUCCAAAUGAAGACUUGAUGAAAAUAUGCAUAAUAGGGCAAAUGUAUUAAUGUAAUAGGUGAAAUUUGUAGCAUAAAAAAAUAUAUAUUCACCACAGGAAAGUGAUGUUCGCCCUUUUGAGAUAUUUUGUUUCAAAAUAUCAGUUUUGUUUUUUCAGAUGUUAUAGGAAUAUUACUCUUUCACUUUAUGCAAUAUAUAUAAAUGAUAUCUUCGUAA
Molecule: messenger RNA, 974 nt
Organism: Glycine soja
Lineage: Eukaryota; Viridiplantae; Streptophyta; Magnoliopsida; Fabales; Fabaceae
Product: histidine-containing phosphotransfer protein 4-like
Exons: 6
Coding region: 317-808 (163 amino acids)
Biological process (GO): phosphorylation; phosphorelay signal transduction system; cytokinin-activated signaling pathway
Cellular component (GO): nucleus; cytoplasm
Molecular function (GO): protein histidine kinase binding; histidine phosphotransfer kinase activity
Source: RefSeq, a predicted model, not a curated record